AUGUGGAAGAGAUCUGAGCAGAUGAAAAUACAAUCAGGAAAAUGCAACAUGGCAGCAGCAAUGGAAACAGAACAGCUGGGUGUUGAGAUCUUUGAAACUGCAGAGUGUGAGGAGAAUAUUGAAUCACAGGAUCGUCCUAAAUUGGAGCCAUUUUAUGUUGAGCGAUAUUCCUGGAGUCAGCUUAAAAAGCUGCUUGCUGAUACCAGAAAAUAUCAUGGCUAUAUGAUGGCUAAGGCACCACAUGAUUUUAUGUUUGUGAAGAGGAAUGAUCCAGAUGGGCCUCAUUCAGACAGGAUCUAUUACCUUGCUAUGUCUGGUGAGAACAGAGAAAAUACACUGUUUUAUUCUGAAAUUCCCAAAACCAUCAACAGAGCAGCAGUCUUAAUGCUCUCUUGGAAGCCUCUUUUGGAUCUUUUUCAGGCAACACUGGACUAUGGAAUGUAUUCUCGAGAAGAAGAACUAUUAAGAGAAAGAAAACGCAUUGGAACCGUUGGAAUUGCUUCUUAUGAUUAUCACCAAGGAAGUGGAACAUUUCUCUUUCAAGCUGGUAGUGGAAUUUAUCAUGUAAAAGAUGGAGGGCCACAAGGAUUUACUCAACAACCCUUACGGCCAAAUUUAGUAGAGACUAGUUGUCCCAACAUUCGUAUGGAUCCUAAAUUAUGCCCGGCUGAUCCAGACUGGAUUGCUUUUAUACACAGCAAUGAUAUUUGGAUAUCCAACAUUGUAACCAGAGAAGAAAGAAGGCUCACCUAUGUGCACAAUGAGCUAGCCAACAUGGAAGAAGAUCCCAGAUCAGCUGGAGUUGCUACCUUUGUUCUUCAAGAAGAAUUUGAUAGAUACUCUGGCUACUGGUGGUGUCCAGAAGCUGAAACAACUCCCAGUGGCAGCAAAAUUCUUAGAAUUUUGUAUGAAGAAAAUGAUGAAUCUGAGGUGGAAAUUAUUCAUGUUACAUCCCCUAUGUUGGAAACAAGGAGGGCAGAUUCAUUCCGUUAUCCUAAAACAGGCACAGCAAAUCCAAAAGUCACCUUUAAGAUGUCAGAAAUAAUGAUUGAUGCUGAAGGAAGGAUUAUCGAUGUCAUAGAUAAGGAACUGAUUCAACCUUUUGAGAUUCUGUUUGAAGGAGUUGAAUAUAUUGCCAGAGCUGGAUGGACUCCAGAGGGAAAAUAUGCUUGGUCCAUUCUACUAGAUCGCUCCCAAACUCGCCUACAGAUAGUGUUGAUCUCACCUGAAUUAUUUAUCCCAGUAGAAGAUGAUGCCAUGGAAAGACAGAGACUCAUCGAGUCGGUGCCUGACUCUGUGACGCCACUGAUUAUCUAUGAAGAAACAACAGACAUCUGGAUAAAUAUCCAUGACAUCUUUCAUGUUUUUCCCCAAAGUCAUGAAGAUGAAAUUGAAUUUAUUUUUGCCUCUGAAUGCAAAACAGGUUUUCGUCAUUUAUACAAAAUUACAUCCAUUUUAAAGGAGAGCAAAUAUAAACGAUCCAGUGGUGGGCUGCCUGCCCCAAGUGAUUUCAAGUGUCCUGUCAAAGAGGAAAUAGCAAUUACCAGUGGUGAAUGGGAAGUUCUUGGCCGGCAUGGAUCUAAUAUCCAGGUUGAUGAAGUCAGGAAACUGGUGUAUUUUGAAGGCACCAAGGACUCUCCUUUAGAACAUCACCUGUAUGUGGUCAGUUAUGUAAAUCCUGGAGAGGUGACAAGGCUGACUGACCGUGGCUAUUCCCACUCUUGCUGCAUCAGCCAGCAUUGUGACUUCUUUAUAAGUAAGUAUAGUAACCAGAAGAAUCCACACUGUGUGUCCCUUUACAAGCUAUCAAGUCCUGAAGAUGACCCAACUUGCAAAACAAAGGAAUUUUGGGCCACCAUUUUGGAUUCAGCAGGUCCUCUGCCUGACUAUACCCCUCCAGAAAUUUUUUCUUUUGAAAGUACUACUGGAUUUACAUUGUAUGGGAUGCUGUACAAACCUCAUGAUCUACAACCUGGAAAGAAGUACCCCACUGUGCUGUUCAUAUAUGGUGGUCCUCAGGUGCAGUUGGUGAAUAAUCGAUUUAAAGGAGUCAAGUAUUUCCGCUUGAAUACCCUAGCCUCUCUGGGUUAUGUGGUUGUAGUGAUAGACAACAGGGGAUCCUGUCACCGAGGGCUUAAAUUUGAAGGCGCCUUUAAAUAUAAAAUGGGUCAAAUAGAAAUUGACGAUCAGGUGGAAGGACUCCAAUAUCUAGCUUCUCAAUAUGAUUUCAUUGACUUAGAUCGUGUGGGCAUCCAUGGCUGGUCCUAUGGAGGAUACCUCUCCCUGAUGGCAUUAAUGCAGAGGUCGGAUAUCUUUAGGGUUGCUAUUGCUGGGGCCCCAGUCACUCUGUGGAUCUUCUAUGAUACAGGCUACACGGAACGUUACAUGGGCCACCCUGACCAGAAUGAACAGGGCUAUUACUUAGGAUCUGUGGCCAUGCAAGCAGAAAAGUUUCCCUCUGAACCAAAUCGUUUACUACUUUUACAUGGGUUCUUGGAUGAGAAUGUCCAUUUUGCACACACCAGUAUAUUACUGAGUUUUUUAGUGAGGGCCGGAAAGCCCUAUGAUUUACAGAUCUAUCCUCAGGAGAGACACAGCAUAAGAGUCCCUGAAUCUGGAGAACAUUACGAACUGCAUCUUUUGCACUACCUUCAAGAAAACCUUGGAUCGCGUAUUGCUGCUCUGAAAGUGAUAUAA
Puma concolor (puma) is the source of this 2697-nucleotide messenger RNA. RefSeq names its product dipeptidyl peptidase 8 (gene DPP8). Gene Ontology annotation, biological process: proteolysis. Gene Ontology annotation, molecular function: serine-type peptidase activity; dipeptidyl-peptidase activity. The record is from RefSeq and is a predicted model, not a curated record. Lineage: Eukaryota; Metazoa; Chordata; Mammalia; Carnivora; Felidae.